UAUUCGACGACCCCUGGGUUUUUGAGGUUUUUUGAGUUGCUGUCCUGCAGCUCCUGUCGACAUUUUUUGACCAGUUAGCUGACUUUUCGAUCGCAUACCACUCUUUUUUACCACAUUCCGGGACAUAAAUCUUUAAUCUGUCACAUUAAAAUGUAAUGAAAAUUACCAAAGACACAAUCAACCGGAAUUGUAUUCGUUGAGAUAAUUGUUUAAGUGGUUUUAGAGAAGUGUCCUUUAAUUCGUCUAGCCUGCUGGUACAAAAAUGGCGUCACAGCGAUCUGACGUUAGAUUCUGUGUUUUUGCUGGAGUUGUCCUGCUUUUUGGAACACUUGGAGGAUUGGCUUUACAAUCAUUCCAGGAGGAACCGAGCGACACGGCUGUCAUGAUUGGAGAGGCAGUCGUUGUCCUUAAAUGCAUCGUUACAGAAACAUCAGGACACAUUUUGUGGUUCAAAGGAGUCGACUUUAUUGCUGGGGACACCGAUCCUUUAAUCAAUAAUUUUCCCAGAUUUUCUUUUGUUGGGAAUACAUCUCUUGGAGAGUACAAUCUACAGAUUGAGAAUGUGAUUCUUGAGGAUGAUGGAGAGUAUCUUUGUCAUGUCAUCUCAAGUGAAGCUGAGAUUCCUGUCUUAACAUCCAGACCCGCGAAACUUACUAUACAGAAAAUACCAGAGCCCCCAACCAUUUACCCCAGUGAUGCUAUCCUACCAGUCGUCGUUGGUGUUUCAACCAACCUAACCUGCCAAGCCAUUCGAGCCAACCCAGUCGCAGAGAUCAAGUGGUUGAGAGCGGAGGCAGAGGUAGCAGCUACUCACACGAGGGCGUGGUUCGAUGUUGACCCAUCUGGGAAAUUGAUGAACGUCGCUAGUACAUUGAUAUUGUCCCCAACGGUUGAGGAUCACAGCCUUGUGUUUGUGUGUGAAGUCUCCCAUAUGGCUCUGGGUACACCUAGAAAACUUGCAGUCAUUCUGGAUGUUCAACAUGCCCCAGUGGUUGUAGUAGAGUCUACUCCAUCAGAGAUCAGAGAAGAUAUGACUGUAUUCUUCCGCUGUGUUGUGGAUGCAAACCCAAGAAGUGUGACGUAUACCUGGGUAAAGAAUGAUGAACCAAUAUCAGGUGCUGAAAAGAGUCAACUUGAGCUUCUUAUGACCAAAGAUGAUCAUAUGGUCUCUAUUUCAUGCACUGCUACCAACGCUAUUGGCUCCACUACAGGAAGUAUUACCCUUCCAAUCCUAUAUGGACCAAGAUUCCUAGAGGUUCCAGUGUCGGUCUCCGUUGAUGAAGAAGGACCCGCCCAGAUGUCAUGCUCAGCAGAUGGCAACCCUAAGCCGACCAUUAAAUGGACACGUAUGGGCUCCCGGGCAACCCUAAGCACUAUGCAUGUCCUGCAGUUUGAUAUGAUCAGAGACAGUGAUGUUGGAACCUAUGUCUGUAUCGCUACGGUCCCUGGAUUCCAACCUAUCAUGAGUUAUGGACGAGUGGAUAUCAAUGCAAUUACGGAUAUCACAAGCCCUUCAGAGCAGAAAGCGAAGAUCGGACGUAAAGCUACCCUGCAAUGUUUUACCAGUACUAAGCCAGACCCAUAUCUUGUAAUAUGGUCCUGGGGAGAUGGUAACGAGCUUGAGGAAGGGACAUUUGGGCGAUUCACGGUAGUAAAGCAUGAGGAAAAAGGUGGUAUUCUGAGUGAACUGAUAAUAGACAAAGCAAAGAUGGAAGACUUUGGGGUGUAUAAUUGUACCAUGAUGAAUGAUGUUGGAGAGGAUACACUACUUAUCACACUCGUCCAACAAGGUAAGAUAUUAGUUACUAACUUGGUUCUUAGUGAACUAACAAUAGACAAGGCAAAGAUGGAAGACUUUGGGGUGUAUAAUUGUACCAUGAUGAAUGAUGUUGGAGAGGAUACACUACUUAUCACACUCGUCCAACAAGAGUUGGAUCUGAUUGUAUGGAUCAUCAUUGCAGUUAUUGGAACUUCAGCCGUUAUUUUCAUCUUAACCAUCAUCUGUAUGGUGUGGUGUAAACGCAAAUGGCAAAGGAGGAAAGCCGCCGUUUCUGACACCAAAGGUAAAGUCAAAAUGGAAAUUGUUCGCAAACUCAGAGAUGACGACGAUGAUUAUGAUGACAAAUCAUACACAGUCAGCUAUGAUUACAACGCCACCCCACCAAGCACUCCAGGGAAAGUACGCUAUGCAGAGCCGCAAAUAACAAGAGGGCGCUCCGACUCAUUUGAUGACCCUUAUUACCGUGCCCCACAUCGUAUGUCGGACGGAUACUCCAAUGAUGGAUUCUACCCACGGCGGUAUUCAAACAACGAGUACUCUGAGCCAAUCAUCAGAAAGAGAGAUGAUGACAAUGUCUCAUAUCAUUCUGAUCGAUCCAAAGACUACGCUCGUAAGGAUGACAAUGUCAGUCGCCAUGGCAACGAUGAUACACACGACAACGAAGUCAGUCAAUACAACCGCAUGGACCCUCGAUAUGAAAGCGACACUCGCUACGACGGCCAUCGCUAUAGUGAUAGCCGUUAUGAUGGAGACCGCCGCUAUGACGAUGAACGAAGUUAUGAGGACGAGCGUAGCUAUGGUGAUGAACGUAGCCGCAAUGAGGAGCGUAACUAUGGAGAGCGCUAUAGCACUGAGGGCUCGCAAAAGGGAUCUGAUAUAUCCCUUGAAUCCAAGAACAAACUUGCUACCAAUGUGUGAUGAUGCUGUUCUUAUUUACAAGUCGCCUGUUGUUAACUUCUUUCCUUUUUUACAAGCGGUCUGUUGUUGUUUAUCUCUUUCCUUAUGUACAAGUGGUUUGUUGUUGUUUACCUCCUCUCUCUUUCAUAAUAGUCGUAUAGAACAGUGUACAAAUUUAGAGUAAUUCGAAAUUUCUUUUUUUUCUGACAAUUACAUGGUUGAGUAUGCAUGUAUCUGUGCCCAAUUCCUUUGACCUUUGUCCUUAGUUUUGGUGGCAGCAACCGAAAUCAUCUGUUGCGGUUGUUUUUAGAAACAUUUUCUCAAAUAUGACUUCAUUUCAGAGGGAAAUAUUUCACAGAAAAAUUGUUCUAGUAUUAACUAAAUAUUCAGUAAGCUUUCAGACUAUAAUUAAACACUGUUUUCAUCCUUGCCAAUCCUGUAUAAUACUUUUAACCUGUGCACUAAACUUUAUAAAUACUUGUGGCAUGGUGUACAUUUUUCAUUACCAUCAUUGAAAAUAAGUAUCUCAAGUGUGUAUUUUAAUGUAGUUUUUAUGUUGAAAAAAAUGUAUUUUGAAAAUUCUGACACUUUAGAGUGUCAAAUCCAAGGCAUGAUAGUUGAGUUGAAGUUUUGCCAAUGUAACUUGAGUUGAGUUAGACUUGUGGACAAGUCAGUAAAUCGGCCCCACGCGCUGAGAUGGUGCUCUCGCGAAUCACUGCUCU
Messenger RNA from Asterias rubens (European starfish), 3399 nucleotides. Its product is annotated as kin of IRRE-like protein 3. The coding region runs from base 263 to 2698 and encodes 811 amino acids. Gene Ontology annotation, molecular function: cell adhesion molecule binding. The record is from RefSeq and is a predicted model, not a curated record. The transcript has 12 exons. Gene Ontology annotation, biological process: cell-cell adhesion. Lineage: Eukaryota; Metazoa; Echinodermata; Asteroidea; Forcipulatida; Asteriidae. Gene Ontology annotation, cellular component: cell-cell junction.